Messenger RNA from Amorphotheca resinae ATCC 22711, 1188 nucleotides. RefSeq lists its product as hypothetical. The record is from RefSeq and is a predicted model, not a curated record. NCBI's taxonomy places the organism in Eukaryota, Fungi, Ascomycota, Leotiomycetes, Helotiales, Amorphothecaceae. The transcript has 6 exons. Gene Ontology annotation, biological process: regulation of mRNA processing; protein phosphorylation; spliceosomal complex assembly. Gene Ontology annotation, molecular function: protein kinase activity; ATP binding. The coding region runs from base 1 to 1188 and encodes 395 amino acids.
AUGGUCACACGUCAAGCGCCUCAAAUUCUCUCGUCUGAUGCGCCGGUAGAGGAAGAAGGGCUGCCUGAUUACGAUGCCCGCCAUUUCUGCCCAGUAAACCCUGGGGACCUCUUCAAUAACCGGUAUAAGAUGCUUGUCAAGCUCGGAUGGGGCCGUUCCUCAACUGUUUGGUUAGCUCAAGACAUGUCACGCUGGCGGUGGCAGUCCAAUCGCUACGUUACUAAGGUAUCAAGAAUAUCCGAACGCCUAAAUGCUAAUCCAUCGCACAAAGGAUAUAAAGCUGUUAGGGCCCUACGUGAUGAUUUCGAAAUCGCGGGGCCAGACAACAGCGCGCACCUGUGCCUUGUCUAUGAACCGAUGAGAGAACCGCUUUGGCUAUUUCAACGGCGCUGGGAGGAUGAAACAAUACCGCCUAGACUUCUUAAGGCAUACUUGAAGAUUCUUCUUUGGGGGCUAGAUUAUCUUUCACUCCGAGUUGACCAUCCAUCCGUACUCGAAGAUUUCGUCGGAAAACUGGCCGAACAUCCCAUGGCGCGAAAGGUCAAGGAUGGCCGAUCAGUCUACCUAUCGCAUAAUGACUUCGGGCAGCUGAGGUCAUUGCGUAUCAUACCCCAGAUCGCGGAUUUUGGGUUGGCAGAGUUUGGUGACGGCCACAGCCCUCUCACACGUCCUAUCCAACCCCCGAUCUUCCAAGCCCCUGAGGUCUUACUAGGCACCAGCUGGUCAUACAGCGCUGAUAUUUGGAACUUCGGCGUACUCAUCUGGGAGUUAAUGGAGAACAAAGACUUGUUCAGGAAUAUUCUUUCCAGCCAAGGGACCUACGACAGCCGAGCACAUAUUGCAGAGAUAAUUGCAUUACUAGGCCCCCCACCGAAAGUACUCGUCGAAAGAGAAAAAAGGUGGAGUGAAGUCAAAUGGAGCCAACCUUUUCUAAAUUCAGAAGGCACACCUUGCCACACAGCCCGCGAGUAUUUCAAUGGACCUUUCUUCAGUCCAGAAGGCGAUUUCCUAUAUAACCACCUCAUCCCGAGCAAUAUGACUCUCUCAGACUCGGUUACUUCUCUUGAAGGGGAGGAUAAACAGCUAUUCCUUGAUUUCAUCAGUCAUAUGCUUCAAUGGCUCCCAGAGAAGAGAAGCACCGCGAAAGAACUCCUAGCGCAUCCGUGGUUGGACUUUAUCCCGAGCUGA